GUAGCUCCUCACCGCCUCCCUAGACCCUAACUGAGUUCGACACUCUAGGCGGAUCGGAGUCGGUCUUGGAUUGGAUUUCUUUUCUGCUGGUGAGGAAAGGUCGUGCAAUCGUAGAGGGGCCCUAGCCCGCUGAGAGAAUGGUUCACGUCUCCUUUUAUCGGAACUAUGGGAAAACUUUUAAGAAGCCAAGGCGUCCUUAUGAGAAGGAACGUUUGGAUGCCGAGCUGAAGCUCGUCGGAGAGUAUGGGCUCCGUGCCAAGAGGGAGCUCUGGAGGGUUCAGUAUGCUUUGAGUCGCAUUCGCAAUGCUGCCAGAAUGCUUCUCACCCUUGACGAGAAGAACCAGCGCCGUAUUUUUGAGGGUGAGGCGCUUUUGAGGAGGAUGAAUAGGUAUGGGCUUUUGGAAGAGAGCCAGAACAAGCUCGAUUAUGUGUUGGCUCUCACCGUGGAAAACUUUCUCGAGCGCCGCCUCCAGACUCUUGUUUUCAAGGCUGGUAUGGCUAAGUCCAUCCACCAUGCCAGGGUGCUCAUCAAACAGAGGCACAUUAGGGUUGGGAGGCAGGUGGUCAACAUUCCAUCCUUCAUGGUGAGAGUUGACUCGCAGAAGCACAUUGAUUUCUCACUCACGAGCCCCUUUGGUGGUGGACGCCCUGGUAGAGUGAAGCGAAAGAACCAGAAGGCUGCUUCCAAGAAGGCUGCUGGUGGAGAUGGAGAUGAAGAGGAUGAAGAAUGAGCUGUAAUGUUCAGUGAUAGUGAUUUUCAUUUAAUGUUAUAAAUUUGGUCUAGAGUUUGUACUGUUGAUCUUUCAAUCUCUUUCCUAUCCAUCAAUUAGAGGUUUUUGCGAAAUUUUAAACUUAGGGAGUUGUUAUAUUCUCUCUCGGCACUUUAGAUUACAUCUGUCAUUGUCUUUGGAAUAUAUAUUCAUUUGAUAAUUUUGACAGCCUUGUUUAAGA
Messenger RNA from Populus nigra (black poplar), 951 nucleotides. Its product is annotated as small ribosomal subunit protein uS4y-like. The record is from RefSeq and is a predicted model, not a curated record. The coding region runs from base 138 to 731 and encodes 197 amino acids. Gene Ontology annotation, biological process: translation; positive regulation of translational fidelity. Gene Ontology annotation, molecular function: structural constituent of ribosome; rRNA binding. Gene Ontology annotation, cellular component: cytosolic small ribosomal subunit. The transcript has 3 exons. NCBI's taxonomy places the organism in Eukaryota, Viridiplantae, Streptophyta, Magnoliopsida, Malpighiales, Salicaceae.